This is a messenger RNA of Ochlerotatus camptorhynchus, 3827 nucleotides long. RefSeq names its product alpha-Mannosidase class I b (gene alpha-Man-Ib). Gene Ontology annotation, molecular function: mannosyl-oligosaccharide 1,2-alpha-mannosidase activity; calcium ion binding. The transcript is spliced from 6 exons. The record is from RefSeq and is a predicted model, not a curated record. NCBI's taxonomy places the organism in Eukaryota, Metazoa, Arthropoda, Insecta, Diptera, Culicidae. The coding region runs from base 310 to 2349 and encodes 679 amino acids. Gene Ontology annotation, cellular component: endoplasmic reticulum; membrane. Gene Ontology annotation, biological process: mannose trimming involved in glycoprotein ERAD pathway; carbohydrate metabolic process.
UUUAUUCAGCUGUGUCGGAAAAAGGCAAGAAGGCAAUCGAUUUGGCGGCAGGGGAGGAGUUCUACCUGGGCACUUUUCCUGCUGCUAAGAAAUUCAGCACGACCAAAAGUAGCUCCGGUUGCGGUUAUGGGAGAAUGGAAUUGGGUUUAUAGUGUGAAAUAAAAGAACAGCUGCCAAGGAAAGUGAAGCUGUAUACUGAGCCGUCCGUGAGGAAUUAUAAUCAAAUAUUAAUGCGGAGCAUACCAUACGCUUGAACAACGUUGUAACAUCAAGCAGACUAGUAGGUGUGAGUAGAAGAAGGUGCCCAGAAUGAUGGAUUUGCGGAAAGAGCACAUCUCCCUAUCGCUGCCGCUGGGGGAUUCCGUUGGUGGCACCGGAUCGAGAAAAAGUCUGAAGAGGCAUUGGAAUCAACUGUCCCGUUUCCAGAAGAACCUGAUCUGGAUAGCACUGAUAGCCGUUGGUAUCUUUGUGUUCUUCCUAAUCCCAUACGAUGACGCUGCAAGCCGGGAGUCCCGAUUCGUCGAGCGGAUGGAACACAUUCAGAUUGCACCGUUCAAAGAUCGGCACGAAAACCUAGGCCCACUGCAUCUUGCAGCGGAAUCGGCACUUCAUGAUAAGGGGUUACUGGAACGUAGCUUCCGCUCCACGGAUGGCAGCGAAGUGAAGGAAGUCAGCUUGGUUGGGUCCAACAACGAUAUUCGCGGUCUUGGAAGAAGACGGGCUGCUGCUGCCGCUGCUCAGGAAAGUAAAAAUAUGAUGGAUGAGCCUCCGGCAAUGAAUAGCAAUGACGACGACAACAACAACAACAACAACAACAACAAUGAUAACCAACAACCGUUGGUUGAACAGAAGCUGGACGAACCGGAAGCCAACAAUGGGGAUGACGAAACGGCAACGUUGCAGGUUAUUCAGAAGGAGAUUGUGGACAAUGAAGAGAACGUGCUGGAGGAGAACCGGCGGAGUGAUAAUGCCAAAGACUUUAAGGGACCAACGAAUGACCGACAACGAGCUGUGAUAGAGGCAUUCCUGCACUCUUGGCGAGGCUACAAGGAGUUUGCCUGGGGCCAUGACAAUCUCAAACCAAUUUCGAUGAGCUAUUCCGACUGGUUCGGACUGGGGCUGACCAUCGUUGACUCACUGGACACGUUGUACAUCAUGGAUCUGCAGGAGGAGUUUGACGAGGCUCGCAGCUGGAUCGAGCAGUAUUUGCGAUUCGAUGUGAAUCGAGAUGUGAAUCUCUUCGAGGUGACCAUCCGGGUUGUGGGAGGAUUGUUGAGCACCUACCAUUUGAGUGGAGACAAGAUGUUUUUGGACAAGGCUUUGGAUUUGGGACAACGGUUGUUGCCUUGCUUUGACUCCCCGUCGGGAAUUCCGUACUCGGAUGUCAACAUUGAGACGAUGAAGGCCCAUCCGCCCAAGUGGUCACCGGACAGUUCCACUAGUGAAGUGACGACGCUGCAGUUGGAGUUCAGGGACUUGUCUAGAAGUACGAAUGAUCCAGCUUUUGAGACGGCCGCUGCCAAAGUGAACGUUAAAGUCCACGAACUGGAGAAAAACGAAGGGCUGGUUCCCAUUUUUAUCAACGCUAACACCGGCCAGUUCCGGAACUUUGCCACAAUUUCCCUUGGCGCUCGGGCGGAUUCCUACUAUGAAUAUCUCAUCAAACAAUGGAUCCAGACUGGGAAGAAAAAUGAUGACUUCAUCAUUGACGAUUACAAAACGGCCAUCCGCGGGGUGCUGCACCAGCUGGUCCGCGUCACUCCCAACGAAAAGCAUCUCUACAUCGGUGAGCUAAUCAACGGCAAAGACUUCAAGCCGAAAAUGGAUCAUCUCACGUGCUACCUGCCGGGAACGUUACUCCUGGGCUACAAAAACGGUAUGCCAAAGACGCACCUCAAGCUAGCAAACGAUCUGCUGGAAACGUGCUUCCAAACCUACAUGAAACAGCCCACCCAGCUGGCCCCGGAAAUAUCCUACUUCAACAUGAACGGCGAAUCCGAAACCGACAUCUACGUCAAAACGAACGAUGCCCACAAUUUGCUGCGGCCGGAAUUCAUCGAAAGUCUGUACUACUUCUAUGCCAUCACCGGUAACAAAACCUACCAGGACAUGGGUUGGACUAUCUUCGAGGCCUUCAACAAGUACACCAAGGUGAAGAACGGGUACACGUCGAUCGGGAACGUCAAAAAUCCACUGAACACCCGCCCGCGGGAUAUGAUGGAGAGCUUCUGGUUGGGCGAAACGCUCAAAUACUUCUAUUUGCUGUUCAGCGACGACCGGAACGAGAUCGAUUUGGACAAAUACGUGUUCAACUCGGAGGCGCACCCGUUGCCCAUUCGGGACGAGUGAGGGUUAGCUCACCGUAAGCCGCGUAGCAGUGUAGACGAUUUUAUCAGAUCCAUUCAGAAUUCCACUUCCUUUUUCCACAGAGCGAUGAUUUUACGUGAUUAGGAACCUUGCGUUCGCCAAAGCGGAGCAGUUCCACGCGAAAUAGGCAAUUGGGGCGAUUUGAGUCUUUUCGGGUUAAAAGAAACUUUGUCUGUUGUUUUCGACACAGGGGGGAAUAUGAAUCUUCCAUCGAUAUUAUAGACCAUUUUGGUUCAAGCGUCAUGUUUCAAAAGGGCGUAUUGGCACAAAACGUGUUUCGUAAACUAUUGAUAGCAUCGAAAUGGACGAAUUGUACAGAAUUGAUGUUAAAGUGCAGUGCAAUAAUGUUAAGAACGUUGCCAAUCAAUAGCAGGCAUCUAAGAUGAUUGAAUUAGUCGUUAAAAUGAAUGUUUAAAACUUAUUUUGUGAAUGGAAGGGAGAAAUUACUCUAAUGUUGGCCUAUGGAUCUAAGAUUGGGCCCAUCGCUAAAAAUCUGCUAUUUAUCAAUUUUAUCUAGAUGAACGCGUCAUUGGGACGUUACUAAUGGAUAUUUUUGGCGGCUAUUGAAAAUUAAGUCGAUUGCUGAAUUUAUGCAUGGGCCCAAAUAAGGGACAUUUAGGCCGACAUUACAUCCAUUUCCCCUCAUAUCUAAUUGUUUCAUAAUUCCGAAAAAAAAAAUAGUAUUUUAGCUGAAAUCAGCAUUUGCACGCUUGAUUUUUGAGGUACAUUUGUUUUUUCAAACAUAAUGCCAAUGAAAACAUAUACCCCCAUUUAAAAUAUGAGGCUCAAACCAAAAUGCUCUCUAAAUCUCUAAAUAGAAGAUUCAUAUCCCCUCAAAUGGUGAAAACCUAGACAAAGUUUCAAGGACCAAAUCGGAAAGGUUCGGCUCAGAUUUAAGCUUUUUCAGGCAGAUUUAGCAUGGAACUGCUCAGCGAAGAAAACAUAGCACAAAGUACACUCUCAAUAUUAAAAAAAAACACAGUUGAUAGUUAGCGAAUUGAUUGUUGUUAAAUAGUAGUUCAGCAUUCGGUUAAGUUAACCUGUAGUUGUAAACCCAAUCCACAAUUUUGUAAAGACUUCAAACUAGGUAGAUUAUAUUUAUUUCUCUCUCUUUUCUUACCAGGAAAAAAAGCAAUCCGAAGGGAAGGAACAUUGUAGAAAACACAUCUUCUAGAUGAAGAAAAGGGAAAAUUAGCAAUGAAUCUAAGAUUGGAAGGCUUAAAAACCGUGGCAGACUAUUUAGGGUUAGGAUUGAAAAUGGUGAAGAACACAGUCUAGUCUCGGAAACAUAAUAUGCGAUUCGAUAGCAGUGUAAGUUUAGCAAGUAAGGCAUGAGGAGGGAAUAUAGUUUCAAAACUGGCAUGUCCCUCGUCAAGGGACAACGUACAAGAUCGAUACAGUUAGAAUGUGUAUUACAUUGUGUAAGGUAAGGUAUUUGAUAUUAAACGAAAUUAAAUAAA